Cuscuta europaea is the source of this 4185-nucleotide messenger RNA. The record is from the annotation of a GenBank genome assembly. NCBI's taxonomy places the organism in Eukaryota, Viridiplantae, Streptophyta, Magnoliopsida, Solanales, Convolvulaceae.
GUGCAUUUCACAAAAAGGAGGGAUUGAGCCAUUGAGGGAGUAUUUUAUUUUACACUAAUGAGUCGUUAUUUGUACACAUAAGUGUGAUUUAAGAAAAAAAACAGUAGUGCCUAUACAAAAUACACUUUCGUCUUAUUAGAAAAGAAAGUAAAAAAUCGAAACAGAACCACAAUGACGGAGAAAUCCUUUGUUUUGGGAAGAAACCGAGUGAAGUAGUGGAGCGAAGAAACAGAACGCCGCGGAGCAUUCCAGUGAUUCAAUUUUCAUGUCGAUUAGAGCUUGAAUGAGUUCCAAUCCAUACAGCUGAGUCCAACUCGACUCACCAACGGUUCACUAAUGGGCCGCAGCUCGGCGAGUUCCGACGACGAAGAUAACAGCAAUAAUAAUGCGAUCAACUCCAAGGCUUUCCACUCGAUCCGCGACCGUUUUCGCUUCAAGCGCAACCCUAAUUCGAGUGGCUCCCUCCCGCGCUUCUCCAAAGCACCGCCUUCAUCGGUUGCUGUUGCGGAUCGGCAGUGGAAGUCUGCGGGCGGCGGGCGAUCUCACCACCACCGGUCCCUGACUAGGAAAAUUCUCCUCUUUUUUUCUUUCAGAGGCAGAUCAUGGUUCUAUUUUUGCACUUUGCUGGUUAUUUUUAUGUUUGCGUUGGCGUCUUUGGCGCUCCAGAGCUCGAUCAUGUCAGUGUUGAGACAAGGUGCAGAGAGUGAGAGAAGGCCAUGGUCGUGGCCAGUUAGGGAUGACUUGAAGUUAGGAACCUCACUGGUAUUCAAACCGCCCCAGAGAUUUCAGUUUGGAAAUGGUCUUGAUCGCCUCCGGAGUCUGCCUAGGAUAGGAGUUCGGCCUCCGCGUAUUGGUCUAAUUUUAGGGAAUUUGAAGAAAAAACCCCUAUCCUUGAUGCUAUAUACAGUAAUGAAGAAUUUAAAGGAUCUGGGUUAUCUGAUCAAGUUGGCAUUCUUACUUCAGGGCAUCACAAUUUUUCUUCAGAUUUAUGCUUUAGAAGAUGGAAAUGCAAUGUCAUUGUGGGAAAUAAUAGGAAAUGUUUCAGUUUUAAGUGCUGAAAGAUUCAUCUAUAUUGACUGGUCACUUUUUGAUGGUGUCAUUGCUGACUCUCUUGAAGAUAAAAGAGCCAUUUCAAGCCUUAUGCAGGAGCCCUUUUGCUCAGUGCCACUUAUAUGGAUGGUUCAUGAAGACACACUAGCAAAUAGGCUUCAAAUUUAUGAGAGUAUGGGGUGGGAGCAUCUGAUGUUCCAUUGGAGGGCUGCCUUUCACAGGGCUGAUGUUGUUGUAUUUCCAGAUUUUUCUUUGCCGAUGCUAUAUAGUGUGCUUGACACAGGAAACUUCUUUGUCAUCCCUGGAUCACCAAAAGAUGUUUGGGCUGCUGAAAGCUACAGUAGGACCCAUUCCAAAUCCCAGUUAAGGGAGGAAUAUGGUUUUGAUAAAGAUGACAUACUUGUUCUAGUUGUCGGAAGUUCAUUCCUCUACAAUAAGCUAUCAUGGGAUUAUGUUUUACCUAUGCGAGAGAUGGAACCUUUGCUAAUAAAGUACACAGGAUUGAACAAUAUGAGUGAUAAACUAAAAUUCAUGUUUCUAUCUGGAAACACUACUGAUGGAUAUAAUUAUAUUUUGCAGGAUGUUGCUACUCGCCUUGGGCUGCAUCAUGGAUCCUUAUACAGCUAUGGAAUAAAUAGCGAUGUCAACGGUCUCAUAAUGAUGUCUGACAUUGUACUUUAUUCUUCUUCCCAAGAUGAGCAGAAUUUUCCUCCCCAACUGAUACGUGCCAUGUCAUAUGGGAUACCCAUUGUUGCAUCUGAUUACCCUGUCAUACAUAAAUAUGUUGUUGAUGGGGUUCAUGGAAUGACAUUUCCACAUCAUAGUUCUGAUGCAUUGUUGAAGGCUUUCUCACUUUUGGUCUCUGAUGGAAAACUUACAAAAUAUGCCUAUUCUAUCGCAUCUUCUAGUAGAUUGCUAGCAAAGAACCUGUUCGCAGCUGAAUGCAUUACAGGCUAUGCAAAGCUGAUAGAGCAUGUCUUCAAUUUCCCAUCUGACGUGGUACUUCCAGGCAAUACUUCUCUUCUUAAGCAGCACAUGUGGGAAUGGUAUUAUUUUCAAAAGGAAGAUAACACUGGUGAUAUGGAUGAUAAGGAUCCCAUUAAUCUGAGUGUUGUAUAUGAGCUUGAGGAACAAUUGGGCAAUCUUGUUUCGUUGAAGAAUGCUUCCAGUGAAGCUAGUGAUUCUCUAGAAGUGGAUUUUCCAACUGAGUUGGAUUGGGACAUUUUAACAGAAAUAGAGAGUUCCGAGGAAGCUGACAGAUUAGAACAGGAAGAGAUGGAGGAUAGAAUGGAGAAACACAUUGAUGAGUGGGAUGUUGUGUAUCGCAAUGCUCGUAAAGCUGAGAAGCUGAGAUUUGAAACAAAUGAGAGGGAUGAGGCCGAGCUUGAAAGAACGGGGCAAUCUCUGUGCAUCUAUGAGAUUUACAAUGGAGCUGGAGCUUGGCCAUUUUUACAUCAUGGCUCUCUCUACCGUGGAUUAGCCCUUUUGACGAAAGCACGAAGGUUAAAGUCUGAUGAUGUAGAUGCUGUUGGCCUCCUUCCAUUGCUGAAUGAGACAUAUUAUAGAGAUAUCCUUUGUGAGAUUGGAGGCAUUUUUUCAAUUGCAAAUGGGAUAGAUAAAAUUCAUAAGCGACCUUGGGUUGGAUUUCAGUCAUGGCGAGCCACUGGGAGGCAGGUCUCUUUAACUAAAAGGGCAGAACAGGCUUUGGAAGAAACAAUACAUGAAAACACUAAAGGAGAUGUUAUAUAUUUUUGGGCACACUUAAAUGUGGAUGGUGGGCUUGCAGGAAGGAACAAUGCACUCACCUUUUGGUCUAUGUGCGACAUUUUGGAUGGAGGAAACUGCAGAAAUUCCUUCCAAGAUGCAUUUCGCAAAAUGUAUGGAUUACCUUCCCACUUGGAAGCUCUUCCGCCCAUGCCUGAAGAUGGCGGUCAUUGGUCUGCCCUGCAUUCCUGGGUGAUGCCGACCCCUUCUUUUUUAGAGUUUGUAAUGUUCUCCAGGAUUUUUGUUGAUUCCCUCCAUGCUGUGAAUGUAAAUUCAAGCAAUGCGUCAGAAUGUCCACUGGCAGAAUCAGCUAUUGAGAAGAAUCACUGUUACUGUCGGACAAUGGAACUGUUGGUAAACGUUUGGGCAUAUCAUAGUGCUAGAAAGAUGGUUUAUGUAGAUCCUGUAUCGGGUUUGUUGCAAGAACAACACCCUGUUGAGAAAAGAAGAGGGGUUAUGUGGGCAAAGUAUUUCAACUCGACUUUGUUAAAAAGUAUGGACGAAGACCUGGCAGAGGCUGCUGAUGACAAUGACCCUCCAUAUCAAAAGUGGUUGUGGCCCUUGACAGGUGAAGUGUACUGGCAAGGGGUUUACGAGAGGGAGAGGGAACACAGGUAUAGGUUAAAAAUGGAUAAGAAGAGAAAGACGAGAGAGAAACUGUUUGACAGGAUGAAAUACGGGUAUAAGCAAAAGACUCUUGGCGGAUGAUAGGUUAAACGAAACCUUGGAGCAUGGCAAGUUUUGACGUCACAAUUGCCCUGAAGCUUUGGGGCACAUUCUUUUUUGGUUCACGAUUAUUAUAUUCUCCACCGGUGCCGAUGGAACAGCUUCAUUCUUUUCUAACCUCAUAAAAUAUAUGGAGUAAUUCAUACUGACAUGAGCUAAGUUUGUGGCAGUGAAAGGAUCAGGGAAAAUUUCAGGGAAUGCUAUGAUACUCACAUACAUUCCUUAUUCGCUUAAAGGAUGAUUCCUGAACAUUUCCCUGAGUCUUUCUCUGACAAUAUGCUUGCUCGGCUUGACAUGCACAGCCAACUCGGUUGCAGAGAGAUUUAUAUGCAAAGGAGAUUUUCUUUAGGGGGGGAAAUGAAUCUAAGAAGCAAAGUUUCGGUCAGUUUUGAGAUGAAAUGAGGAUUGCCGAGUUUUGACUUUGAGGAGUAUCAGUGCCCCAUUGCCACAUAGUAGAUUCUUUUUUCCCUCAGUUCAGAUGGGAAAUUUUGCAUAUUGUAUUCUUUUAGUUAUGUAAAUACAAAUUUGCAAUAAUGGCUUUACUUUUUAUAUCGAGAUCUUUUUCAUUUAUUUGGCCUGCUUCAAUUACUUUGACGCCGUCCCAUCCCCCGAUUGGAGCAUUUGCAAGGAAGGAAAACAUGGGAG